AGAGUCACUAUGCGUUACAGCAGAUGAAAAGGACAGGAAAGGUCUGGGAGGAUGGGACAGCUUUGGCAGGUCGACUCCACUUUCUUUGCAGGACGAGCACAGACCUAGACCGUCCUAUCACAAGCCGACCGAGUUUGUCGCUGCCCCGGCAUCGUCAGGUUGACUCUUCGUCCCUUCCUCUAGCUACCCGUCACCUUGAUAUCCUUGUAUUCAUCUGCUCUUCUUCCACUCACCCUCACAACCAGCGACAACAAUGGUCUCCCCGCGGCGGUCAGGUCGCACCACCAGCACACCAGCCGAUCGCAACUCGAGAUGGCACAACAAAUUGUCACCCCGCCAGAAGUCGCCCUCUCCCACGAACCUCUCCGACGACAACCUCGAUGCUCAGCCGGGCGCCCUUCACUCUCCCGACGACUCUCGUCAGACUCGUCGAGCUACCAGAGCUCAACACACACACGCCGACGACGUCGACCAAGAAAGCCAGACCAUUGAAGGAGAUGGCGACGACGAAGUCACCCGCUGUGUCUGUGGUCUUCAAGACUACCCAGGCCCGCCAUCGACCGACGACUUCCCCACAAUCACCGACCCCUCACAAGCUGAAGAUGCUGGUGGCCUGUUCAUUCAGUGCGACAAAUGCCAUGUCUGGCAGCACGGUGGCUGCGUAGGCAUCAUGGACGAGAGCAAGAGUCCCGACAACUACUUUUGCGAGCUCUGCGACAAGAAGCUGCACAAUGUUUUGACCGACUCCAAAGGACAACUCUACUCACGAUACCUGCCCGUUAUGAAGCCUGAGCCCAAGACCAGCCGCAAGUCCUCUCUUACGAAAGAAACAGAGUCUGCAAAGGCACGAAGAGAGCAACGAGAAAGCCAAAACAGAGCCAGCGUUGAGUCGUCAACGGGCAAGAGGAGGUCGACUAUGAAUAGCCGCCAGGCUUAUGACGACGAAGAGACGUUGCGUCGAAUUAUCGAAGAGACAAAAGAUGUCGGCGAGUCGACACCAGCAGUGCGCAAAGGAAAGCGUGGACGAGACGACAGCGAAGACUCCAAACACGAAAUCAAGCGCCAACGAACGGGCUCCGAGUCGCCUGAUCCUCCAUCUACAUUGAACACAGGCUCGCUGGACGCAGACUCAGACGAUGACGGCACACAUCCCAAGUCGAAUAAGAAAGCACGGAGUGCUGCAGCAGAGUUGAUCAGACAAAGAGAAGCGCGAGAGCGAGAGCGCACCCGUGACGAGAAGCGCAAAGAAGCUGCUGGAAGACGAAGUGAAAGAGCUGGAAGGAGGAGAGCAGAUGAGUCGGAUCCUCUUGACGACACACCAAGGCCAAUGGGUACACCGGUUCUUUCCACAUCACAACCUCCCAGCCCACCUGCCUCAGCUACACCUCUAGCUCCAGAGAGCUCACACAAGAAGGGCACUGGCAAGAAGCAAAAACGUCUAGGACGUAACCAAUACUCAGCUGCGAAGGCUCCUGCGAACACGUCAGACGCGAACGCUGCAUCCACAAAUCCCAAUGGCAGCAGCGGAGACGACCCCACGACGAACAGCACAACCGACUCCAAGAACAGUCCUAGCAGUAACAACGAGAUACCCGCCGUGACCCUCGCUCCUCCCGCCAAACCAAAACCCGGAAAAUGGGGCGGCCGUGCCAAAAACCCACGACAAGCUGCCAUUCAAGAGUCGGAGAUUGUGAUGAAGGACAACCGCGAAAACAAGAGUCAAAUGACCAUAACCGACAUGAAGAAACGGACCGGUAUGAUGAUGGACUACAUCGCGAAGGCACAGGUCGAUAUGGCUGGUGACCGCACACCACUGAACCCGCAGUUACAAGCUCAACAGCCUCCAGACUUCAAAGAGCUCAGUAGCAGGGAAAUGAUGGACGUCUUGACCAGACACAUCAUGACAUGGCAGAAGGAGUACGGAGGCGAGGCCGCCACUGCUGCCUCCCUCGUUGCAUGACAAGAGGGAACAUGAUUAUCACAUCCACGGCAAACAUCACUUUUACGAAGGGGCGUUCUUUACAAUUGGGACACGGACAAACUACCACCACAUACUGGAAACUGGAACCUGGAGGAUUGGGCAUCAAGGGGCAUCUUGGGUCGGCUUUUUCUGUUUUUUUUUUGCUUCUCACUUUUAACUUUCUUGCUUUGCUACUUUCUUGCUUCACAACUCUUUCUUGCUGGAUGCUUUUCGAGAACGUUUAGAUGUUUCAAAAGCAUAAUCAGUAUACAUGCCUUGUAUGAUGGGUAU
Messenger RNA from Aureobasidium pullulans EXF-150, 2251 nucleotides. RefSeq lists its product as uncharacterized. The transcript is spliced from 4 exons. Bases 254 to 1960 code for a protein of 568 amino acids. Gene Ontology annotation, biological process: negative regulation of silent mating-type cassette heterochromatin formation; negative regulation of rDNA heterochromatin formation. Gene Ontology annotation, cellular component: Rpd3L complex; Rpd3L-Expanded complex. Lineage: Eukaryota; Fungi; Ascomycota; Dothideomycetes; Dothideales; Saccotheciaceae. The record is from RefSeq and is a predicted model, not a curated record.